Pollicipes pollicipes is the source of this 599-nucleotide messenger RNA. Its product is annotated as fibrocystin-L-like. The transcript has 4 exons. The record is from RefSeq and is a predicted model, not a curated record. The annotation marks the transcript as partial. Lineage: Eukaryota; Metazoa; Arthropoda; Thecostraca; Pollicipedomorpha; Pollicipedidae.
GGGGUCAGCUGGGCCUGGCCGACAGCAGUGGCAUUGGAGCGAUCAGCUACCAGUUUACAGUCUCUGACAUAUCACCGCGCCUCGUCUCCGCAAUGGGAGGAUCCACCGUGCGGAUCACGGGUCAGGGGCUAGCCGCCGACUGCCAGAGACUGGACAUCACGGCCGGGGACGCCUUCGUCUGCGAGCCGGUCACCUGUACCGACACGGAGAUCAUGUGCCUCGUCAACAGACGCCGGCGCCGCCACGUGAUUCGCAACAAUGCAACACACCCGCGUUACGGCCCUGGCUACCUGUGGCAGCCGCAGCACCUGACCGUGUGGCCCGGUGACCUGGUCACCUGGCGCUGGGCGCCGGGCCAGGUCAGCUCCGACCAGGUGGGCUUCUCGGUGCACCAGACGGCCGACCAGCACUCGGACGCGUACGACGGAGCCGGCUUCAACAGCGGCGACAAGACGCCGCAAGGAUCAUUCACCACCAUGCUGGAGGACAUCGGCACCGUCUUCUACUCUGGCGAGUCGGUCGGAACCAACGCAGUGCGCAUGCGCGGGGUCAUCCACGUGGUGGCGCCGCCGGCUGGCAGCGGUGUCCUGUCCGUCCGG